Molecule: messenger RNA, 1988 nt
Organism: Adineta steineri
Lineage: Eukaryota; Metazoa; Rotifera; Eurotatoria; Adinetida; Adinetidae
Source: the annotation of a GenBank genome assembly
AGUAUCAACAACAACAACAACAACAGCAAUUAUCCAUUGGUGAAGAUUCAGGUUUUAUUUAUAUCAAAGGAUUAUCAUAUCGUCUUGCCAACAGUGAAGAAGAAGCAUUAAAUUUAUUAUUUGAAGGUGAAACAAAUCGAGCUAUUGGACAACAUGUACUUAAUAAACAAUCAUCUCGUUCACAUUGUAUCUUUACAAUUCUUAUUGAAUGUCGAUCAGUAUUAUCAUCAGAUGACAAAUAUACAGCAUCAAAAUUAAAUCUUGUUGAUUUAGCUGGUAGUGAACGAUUAGCUAAAACAAAUUCUGAAGGUGUAACCAAACGUGAAGCAACAUUUAUUAAUAAAUCUUUAUCAUUUCUUGAACAAGCUGUACUUAAUCUAUCGGAUAAAAAAGCAAAUCAAUCACAUUUUCGAAGUUCAAAAUUAACUCAUGCAUUAAAGGAUAGUAUCGGAGGACGAUGUCAUACAGUUAUGAUUGCAAAUAUUUGGCCAGAAAUAGAACAUUUGGAAGAAACAAUUUCAACACUUCGAUUUGCCAGUCGAAUGAUGUGUGUACCUGCUGAACCAACUGUAAAUGAAGUUGUUGAUCCUGUAAAAGCAAUUGAAAAUUAUAAACGAGAAAAUAAACAUUUAAAAGAAGAAUUAGCAUUACAUGAUACAUUAGCUAAUCGACAUGGUAUUUCAUAUGAUCCAUUAAAUGAACAACAAUUACAUGAAAUUGAAAAUCAAUGUCGACGAUAUGUUGAUGGGAGUGUAGAUGAAAUUCAGGUCAAAAAUAUUCGUCAAGUACAAGCUGCUUUCAAUUCAUUUAAAACUAUUUGUCGAACAACGGAAAAAGAUGUUGAAAAGAAAUAUCGUGAUCGAUUUGUUACUCCCGAUAAACAUGAAUAUGAUCAUCAAGAUAGUCAAAAAAUGUCAAAUGUGAGUCAAGCUACAAGUAGUAUAAAUGGUACUGCUGGUGAACUUGAUGGACAAAAUUUUGCAUUGGGUACAGUUUCAAAAGAUCAACGAGUUAAUAAAGACGCUCUACUUAAAAUGACACGAAAUAAACGACAAGCAGGAGCUAAAUCAUCAACAGGGCAACUAUUAAAUUCGAAAGAUAAAUUUUCACCUGUUUCAUUAAAACCAAUUGGUACGAAUCUUCAACGUAAUCUUACAAAUGACGAUGAUCAACUUGCACAUACUCGAGAAUCAAAUGAAUUAGGGGAAGCGAGAGAUCAACGACCAAGUACACCACCCAAUCGUGCAGUUGCAUUUGAAGAUUUUAAACAAACUCGAGGUUUAAAUUUAAAUAAAAUCUAUUUGGAAAAUAAAGAAAUAUUAGCAUCGAAGAAAAAACAAUUUGCUGAAUUAGCUCGACAUAUAAAUCAAGUCAAAGGUGAUAUUGAUAAUACACGUAAUGAUGCUGAACGUAAAAAACAGGAACGAUUAACAAUGGGUGAAUUUUCAAAUGAAAAUGGAGAAACAAUUAUUGAUGAAGAAGAAUAUGAAUUAAUUGCUAAACUACAAGAACUCAAAAGUUCGUACAGAAAUGAUUAUGAACAAUGGAAAAAUCUUCAAUCAGAAAUCAAUUAUUGUCAAAAUUUAGUUAAUCAAUGUCAAAAUCGACUUCUUCAAGAAUUUGAUAUAUGGUAUAAUGAAUGUUAUUUAAAUGGAAAUAAUACCGGUAGUUUUGAUGAUACAGCAACAAUUAAUAAGCCUAAUAAUGAAUUUCAAGUUUAUGAUGAUGCUGCUGAAAGAUUUAAACGUAUGCAAAAAGAAAUUUUACUUUCCGAUCUUGAUAGUAUGCCAUUUCGACAAGCUCAAAUGAAUACAAAUCGUCGGCAUGCUUUUAAUGCAGCAGCAGCACAAGGACCAUGGAAACAAGCUCCAGCAACAACAAUGACAAUGAAUAAUGGAUUUAGAUCAGGAGGUAGUGAUAGACAAGAACAACAAUUAUUACCACCGAUAAAUGUUAAUAGCAAUCGACAAAAACCGAUGGUUCGAUAA